AUGGAAAUAGAGAGCGCUAACUGUAAACAUCGUGUGUCAGAGUGCACGGAUUUUAACCAACUUAAUAUAGAAAGACCAUUAAAAAUAGUACAGGAUAUAGAUGGCUUGGAGACUCUCGUGUCUGAACUUCACAAAGUAUUUUCAAAGAGUUACGUCAAUAUACAGGAGGUCCAGAAGCUGAUGUCGUCUUACAAAUCAGAUCCAAAACACUGGAAGAAGUAUGCAAAAUUUGAUCGAUUCCGGUAUACGAGAAAUUUGGUUGACGCUGGCAAUGGAGCCUUCAAUAUAAUGAUUCUCUGCUGGGGUCCAGGUCAUGCCUCUGCUAUACAUGAUCACGCUGAUUCUCAUUGCUUUAUGAAGCUCCUCAGUGGAAGCCUGGAAGAAGUUAGAUACGACUGGCCGAACACCGUUGAACCGGAGGUAUUAAAGAAAUUAAAGAAACCAACAAGGAGAUGCUGUUCCGAGAGCGAAGAUAAUGUUGUAAAUAAAAUGACAAACUUAGAUAUAACCAGUGAUUGUGAUAAUUGCGGCCAAAAAGGGAAAAUUGAGAAUGAGAAGUGUACAGACUAUGAAGAAACGGGAUAUAACGCUCAGGAGAUGGAAGAGAUUGGACGAACACGUCUGGAUGUAGAUGACGUUUGUUAUAUUAAUGAUGCCCUUGGUCUCCACCGAAUGGAAAAUCCAUCUCAUGUAGAUGGGGCGGUAUCACUGCAUCUCUACUGCCCACCAUUCGAUAGUUGUAGGGUAUUCGAUUCCCGGACAGGCAAACCUACAGAGGUCAAAGUCACCUUUUGGUCCAUGUAUGGGAAAAAAAUGAAAAGGGUAAUCGAGUCAGAUCCGGCAGAUCAAGAAUAA
This is a messenger RNA of Danaus chrysippus (African queen), 855 nucleotides long. The record is from the annotation of a GenBank genome assembly. NCBI's taxonomy places the organism in Eukaryota, Metazoa, Arthropoda, Insecta, Lepidoptera, Nymphalidae.